This is a messenger RNA of Dreissena polymorpha, 1488 nucleotides long. RefSeq lists its product as uncharacterized. The record is from RefSeq and is a predicted model, not a curated record. NCBI's taxonomy places the organism in Eukaryota, Metazoa, Mollusca, Bivalvia, Myida, Dreissenidae. The transcript has 11 exons. Bases 388 to 1488 code for a protein of 366 amino acids.
UGUACAGAAGAAAUCCAUCAAUUCAGUAACUAUGAAUAAUGAUGUUAAAUAUGUUAUUCCCCAAAGCUUUACACAAUCGUCAUCAUACACAUUUAUCAGCAAACGUGUACAGGAACGAGUACGAAGCUACUUCAGGUAAUAACAUAUCAUUCUCCAAAAUUAUAUUGCGAAACAGUUAAACUUUUCUGACGUGUCCCUUAUUAUGAUCCAUAACAGAAGACUUUUCCGGAGUGUGUGAAUGUCAGAGUUUAUUUACAGGUCAUCGCGGAGUCAUCACGAUUACCUUCUGUGCUGACCUGCACUUUCAUGAGUCCUAGCGUGGAGACUUCUUAUCUCAACAAUUGAACAAUAAUCGCAAGAUAUUAACUGUAGUCUGGGUUUUUGAAGAUGGAGACGGAAUAUGCCACAUACCGAGAAACAGUUGACCUACACUCUGAUGAUGACGAUUUUGAUCGAGUUUCAUUGCUUGAAGAUGAAACACAACUUGAAGAUGAAACACAACUUGAAGAUGAAACACAACUUGAAAAUGAUGAUCUCAGUAACUCUGAUGAAGAGGAGGAUUAUCAGGAACUUCUCACUAGGUCAGAGGCGAAAUCAGAAAAGAGGGGCAGACCGGUGGGUUACCGAAAACAUGAGCGGCAAGAACGGGAGACCAAAAAGGUGAAGAAAGACCUGCUGCCACUGGAGGUUUUACAGGCUUACUUGUGUUGUAGCCUAAUGUGUUUGGCAGCAAUGCCAAUUGAAGUGAUGCGCACGGCAAGAGACAGUGUUCAACAGCUGUCCUUGUUAGAGCGCUCACAGUGGAUACUCAAUUGGAUUUCUACUCACACACAGAAACCUGAAAACAAGACAGUCUUCAUAAUUGAAGGCGUGAAAGUGUGCAAAAGUGCUUGGUUGAAGUGUCUGGGGAUUCCACUUAGUACUUACUACGCCUUGUGGACAAAAUUUACAGAUGGCACCAAAUAUUUGGUGGGACCUGGCAAGGUGCUUGGAGCAAAGACUGUGGAAACACAGUAUGCAUUGUCUUGGCUGAGCAGCUUUGCCAGUCGUUAUGCUGACAAGAUGCCAGAUUCUAACAAACUUCAUCUUCCCUGCUGCUUAAAAAAAAAAGAUGUGUACAACAUGAUGUGUGUGGAAGCAGAGGUGUAUGGCGAACAUCCGAUCAGCCAUACACACUUCAUGCGGGUGUGGGCCAGGUACAUGCCACACAUCAUCAUUCCUAAGAGAUCCAGAUUUUCAGCAUGUGAUGUGUGCACAAAAAUAAAGACUGAAAUUGAAAAGGCAACAUGCAGGGAGGAAAAGAAAAAACUAUUCAAAUUGAGAGAAUUACAUUUACAACAGCAGAACCAGGAACGCCAGAAGUACUAUAAGCAUGCGCAAAAGGCAAAGUUUAGCCCUGCCAGAUACCUGUCUAUCAUUCUGGAUGGGAUGGACCAGGAGAAGACAAGCCUUCCACAUUACCUGAAGGAAGCAAAGGGGACUGUCUAA